AUGACUACAACUGCGGAAUGUCGCGAGCAACUUGAGCGACAUUUGCAAAAGUUUCGGGAAAUUGCUGAUGAACGGGUUCAGGAUAAGGUGGGUAGCACUUGCUGGGUACCAGCGGUAUAGUGUGGUAUAAUAAAACCGUUAGCUUUUAUUUUCAUGGGGAACUACUAGAUAGCUUUUGCUUACUAAGUUUAUAUAAUUUCUGUAAAAUCAAAAAAACUGCAUCAAAUUAAUUUCCAGAUAGCUAGAUGGGGAGUAUAUUUACCAGCCAUUUUAUCAGCUACUAUAAUAUUAUGCCAGACAGCCAAUACUUAUAUUUUUGGGUCUUUUGCCUACAAUUUUGGUCAAUUAUACCUUUUGAUAGAUGAUUAUAUGAGAAGUACAGCAUCGAUGAAUGUGACAUUGUUCAAUUCAAGUGAUUUGUACAAAUAUAAAGGACAAAACUUUGAAAGAAUCAAUGAAAUUGACUUGGUAAGGGAGAUAAAGUUAUGGAUGGAAGAGGGGGGAAGUUAGAGAGGGAAAGGGCAAGGAUGAGUUAGGGUAGGGUUUAGCUAGUUAUUGGAAGGGUGGAUAAAGCUAUGAGUAGAAGAAGGGGAAGGCAAGAGAAGUUAACAAUAAAUAGCUCAAGGGAUGAGUUAGGGUUUGCUAGGAUUAGAUUAGAGAAAGGCUUGGCUAUAAUUAUUUUAUGGUUGAGCUAUUAUAACGCACACUUAAGAGAGGGUAGAUCAAAAAUAACAUAAAGAUAAGAACAAGGUAGAGUAAAAAAUGGUAUGGUAGGGUAAGGUAAGGUAAGUUAGAGUACGAUUAGGAAUGUAUGGUUAAGAUAAGGCGGGGUAGAACAAAAUGAAACAUGGUUAUGUUAUACUAGAGUAGGGCACUGUAAAAUAAUUUAUUUUUGGUUUUCAGUACCACGACCAACUAUGGACGCUAUUUGUAGCAGAAGUCAUUGAACUGGUAUUUCCAUUUAUUAAUAUUAUUAUGUUUGCAUGGAUAAUUCAAGACAAAAAACGACAUAAAUUGAAGUCACAACUUCAAGUUAUUUACUUGGUAAGGCGACGUAUCAAAAUUUCAAAGAAUUUAAAAAAAUUUUUUUUUUAUUUUUAACUUAAAAAUCUUUAAAAUUUAUUUUUAGCUAGCCCCAGUCUUAGCUUUAGUACUAAGCAUUACACAAGCAUUCACAAUUCACGUUACUUUGUUUGACUCGAUGUAUACGAUCAGGUUUUUACUAUCAAAGUUACUGGCGCAGUUAUUGGAAAUCAACGCUUCUGGCAGGUACCCAAUUGAACAAUACUUUGGGUGUGAGUUCAUCAACGAUGAUGAUAUUGUUGUAAGUUUAUUGCUUGAGUAGAUUAGUUUAUUGUUAAGGUAGAGCUUACUGGAUAGUUUAUUGUUAGGGUUAAGUAAGCUGUUUUUUGUUAGGGUAUGUAUGUAAGGGUACUUUAUUGUUAGGGCAGUUAUUUUUCUUUAUUUUCGAAAUUUAAAACUUUUCCAGAAGCCUCCGUGUGCCGGCACCAUCCACGACCAAGUCGUGUCGAAUACAACGAUGAAUGUAGUGAUAGGAGUUCAUUUUAUUCCGAUUGUUAUUGGGAUUUACUUGUUUUUGCAGAAUUUACAAUCCUCACAGACCGAUCAUUUGUUUUUAUACAUCGAAAGCGUUGAUCCGGUCAUAAUGGAGAAGAUUGCUCAUGAGUAAGUUAUACGUAACUCUUUAGACUUUUACUCUUUUUGCGGUAUAGAGUAUGUUUUAAGGAGUAGGAAAGAAUAAGGUAGAGUACCGUAGGGUAGGGUUAACAAGUAUAAUAUAGGAUGGAAUAUCGUAGGUUAGAACAAAAUAGGGUAGAGUUGGGUAAAAUAGGGUAGAAUAAAGUAGGGCAGGGCAAUUUAUUUACUCUUUUUGUGGUUUACUUGCUUUUUGCCUCUCCUUUUGUCUAGAAUACUUUUGUCUUACUCUUGACCUACCCUUGCUCUAACAUGGCCUCGUUUUACCCUUGCUUUUCUAUUGUUCUUAUUAAUCUACUUUAUAUUAUACUUGCACUAUGUCUAAAAAACUUUUUUUCUAUAUUGACAUACUAAUACUUAAAUUUCAGCCAAUUAAAUGGAGAUGAACAAAAAAGAAGGACAUUGAAAGAUACUGUGAAAGAAAUGCUCAUGGAAUGGAAUGUUAGGUUCAUCCCUAAACGGUAAGAACUUAUUUUGAUAUUUUGUGUUAUUGUUUUAGGUUAAGCUCAGUUUAUAAUAGAUCAAGUAAACCUACGCCUUUCGUUAGGUUGUUCAAAUGGUUAUGUGCCCCUAUCCUUAAAAUUUGCUUUGGGUUGGGCUUAGAAAUACAUGAACAAUAUAGUAGUUAUAUUCGUUUUAAAUUUUGAGUUCGAAACACUUGAUAAAACAUGCAAAAAUUUAAAAAUUAUAGGAUAUUUGACCUACAAAUGGGUGUGGAGCGUCGUCAUCGUAGAAGCUCUGUAUCUUCUGCUCAUGAACUGGGGCAUACAGUGUUAUAG
This is a messenger RNA of Bursaphelenchus okinawaensis, 2495 nucleotides long. NCBI's taxonomy places the organism in Eukaryota, Metazoa, Nematoda, Chromadorea, Rhabditida, Aphelenchoididae. The record is from the annotation of a GenBank genome assembly.